Musa acuminata subsp. malaccensis (wild Malaysian banana) is the source of this 908-nucleotide messenger RNA. RefSeq names its product putative expansin-A30. Lineage: Eukaryota; Viridiplantae; Streptophyta; Magnoliopsida; Zingiberales; Musaceae. Gene Ontology annotation, cellular component: extracellular region. Gene Ontology annotation, biological process: plant-type cell wall organization. The record is from RefSeq and is a predicted model, not a curated record.
GAAAAUCAACGAGAACGAUGGCUUCCCUACUGUGGCCGUGCAGCCUUGUCUUCUUCCUCGUUUCUACUGCGACGGUGUCGUCGGCCCUUUCCUUGCCGAUACCAAGUCUCAGGUUUCAGCCGGGUCCAUGGAGAUACGCCCACGCUACAUUCUACGGCGACGAGUCGGCGUCGGAGACCAUGGGUGGAGCUUGCGGCUACGGGAACCUCUUCAGCUCCGGGUACGGGAUCGCGACGGCGGCGCUCAGCUCGACGCUGUUCAAUGACGGAUUCGCCUGCGGGACGUGCUACCAGAUUCGGUGCAGAGGGUCGCCGCAUUGCUACGGGAGCUUCCCAAUCAUCACGGUGACCGGCACCAACCUCUGCCCGCCUAACUGGGCCCAGCCCUCCGACAACGGCGGGUGGUGCAACCCCCCCAGGAGACACUUCGACCUGUCGAAGCCGGCGUUCAUGCAGAUCGCAUAUUGGAGGGCCGGCAUCGUCCCCGUCAUGUACCGCAGGGUGCCCUGCGUCAGGAAGGGAGGGAUCCGGUUCUUGCUCCAGGGUAACGAGUACUGGCUGCUGGCCUUCGUGAUGAACGUGGGAGGGGAAGGAGACGUGGGAAGCAUGUGGGUGAAGGGGAGCAACACGGAUUGGAUGAGGAUGAGCCGCAACUGGGGAGCCUCCUUCCAGGCCUUCUCAAGGCUCGGGGGCCAGUCGCUCUCCUUCAAGAUCACCUCCUACACCACCAGGAAGACCAUCAUCGCCACCGACGUCGCUCCCUCCACCUGGUACUUGGGAAUGACGUACGAGGCCGACGUUAACUUCGCGUGAGGGAAGCACAUAAGUGCCUGCAAAAUGUAAAGCCUGUCGUGAUGGUUCCUUCUACUACUUGUUGUGUUGCCGCUUGAUGUUUCCUUCUCUUACAUA